This is a messenger RNA of Candidula unifasciata, 912 nucleotides long. The record is from the annotation of a GenBank genome assembly. NCBI's taxonomy places the organism in Eukaryota, Metazoa, Mollusca, Gastropoda, Stylommatophora, Geomitridae.
AUGUCUUCAAUCCCUGAUGAUGCUUUCGAAACGAUGCAUCAUUUAACCAGUUUGACUUUGGACGGUAACAAACUGUCAGUGGUUCCGAAAGCACUAUCAGGAAUUACUACACUGCAGUCGUUAGACAUAAGUAAUUGCUUUAUAUCAGACAUUACAUGGCUUCCUAAGUCAAGUUUGCUAACUUCUUUAUCAUUAGGGGGAAACAAGCUGUCAAAUGCCACACAUGUUAGUAAUGCACUGCUUCCUUAUGCCAAAUCGUUGAGUGAAGUUGACUUUCAUGAUAACCAACUGACCUCUAUACCAGAUUUACAUUUCUUAGCUGUAGGUUACUCCUUAAACUUGGCUGGUAACUUGUUGAGCAAUAUAAAAACCACCACAUUCCCAACGAAACUCGAUGAAAUUGAUUUGACAUCUAACUUGUUUUCUUUUAUCCCCAGUUUUAUGUCCACAUUGCUCUUUGUGUCCACUUUAUCCAUGUCAUCGAAUCACGUCACGGCCCUUCGCUCUACUGAUUUCAUUUCAAAUAUUCUCUACAUCCAACUUGAUAGAAAUCUCAUUACAGAGCUAGCCGACACAAGCUUUCCAGAUAAUUGCAGUAUCAUUUCUUUGGUUCUUGAUUACAAUCCCCUAACUGCAAUUUCACCUUCUGCGUUCAAAAGUUUAAUAAACCUGACCUACAUGAGCUUACAAAACAGCCAUCUGACUCGGCUACCGCUGGCUUUGGCUUCCCUCAAGAAACUGAACACGUUUGAUAUCUCUGGCAGUCAAUACCUGGUCUGUACGUGCAUGGAAAAAGACCUUGCACAUUGGGUUGUAUCCACGAUGUCUGAAUACUCUGUAAAUGGGAAUUGUGGUAAUACCAGCAUUUACGAUUUCUUUAAGUUUUUAAGUCCUGGUUGUCCAGUUCCGUAA